This is a messenger RNA of Adineta steineri, 369 nucleotides long. The record is from the annotation of a GenBank genome assembly. NCBI's taxonomy places the organism in Eukaryota, Metazoa, Rotifera, Eurotatoria, Adinetida, Adinetidae.
AUGUCUGACAAGAAAAAAACCACGAGUAAGAACGAUGUUCAUCUUGCAAACAAUCAACGAAUAUCAACCAAACGUUCGUUAUCAACUCAAUCAUCCACUGAACUCAAUAAAACAAGAUCUGAAUCAACUUCCAAACGUCAGAAGUCACUUUUAAUCUGUGUCGUUUGUGAUGCUGAUGCUCACGGUUAUAAUUUUGAUGCAAUAUCAUGUGAAUCAUGUAAAGCAUUUUUUCGACGAAAUGCCUUACGACCAGUACAAAAACUAAAAUGUCGUCGCAACGAUGCUCAUUGUGAUGUAAGAUUUAAUAUUAAGAAGCGAUGUAGAAAAUGUCGCCUCGAGAAAUGUACUGAAAAAGGUUUGGAUCAUUAA